Molecule: messenger RNA, 1876 nt
Organism: Exophiala viscosa
Lineage: Eukaryota; Fungi; Ascomycota; Eurotiomycetes; Chaetothyriales; Herpotrichiellaceae
Exons: 3
Coding region: 250-1773 (507 amino acids)
Biological process (GO): meiotic cell cycle; positive regulation of transcription by RNA polymerase II
Cellular component (GO): nuclear chromosome
Molecular function (GO): DNA binding; DNA-binding transcription factor activity
Source: RefSeq, a predicted model, not a curated record
GAAAUGAUGAUUUUGCGCUCCUCCUCUUACUAACGAGUGCAUUUUGGCAGGUAUCACUCAGGCAGCUCGCAACUGUUGCUGAGCCCUCCUGAUUCCACGACUGGCUCAGGGAGCGCCAGUGGCAAUUCUACAACUUCGUCCUUUGUGUAUACGACACUCCCCAAGCCUUUUCCCAGCAAUGCAGGCUCGGCAGACCACUUUUCAAGCGCAGCCCCGUCCAUCCUCUCGUCCAACUGGCCUGGGCCAUCGAUGACGAUUAUGGAUCGUCCGCGAUUUCCUCCGCCUCUGUCACCUCCUUUGAGCUACAAUCCGGCAAAUGGCAUUGGAGCUGCGCUCGUGAACAAUAGGCCGAUGGUUGACAGACUGUCGCACACAUAUCAACCUAAUGGGCAUUCUUCGAUAAGUUCUGGGUUAUUUCAUCCAGGGGCACCCAGGUAUCCACACAACACUUAUCAUCGCAACAGUGUUGGCCAUUACCCCUUGACGGACGGCACAUUCUCUGGGAAUACCAUGUCUGCCCCAUACCAAGAAAACUCUGGCCCUGUUCGACAAGAUGGGCCCCCAUUUGGCGAGACGACUGUCCUUUGUACUGUGCUUAAUGUGCGUGGCCAACAAUUGGUGCCCGAGAUCACUGCCAGCAUCCAGAAGGGCUUCUUUCAGGUUGAUCGAAAGUGGACCUGUUACCGGAGGAACUAUUUCGCCGUGUCGUGUUCCUUCGCAUUCAAGAACCAGGCUUCUGACGGCCCAUUUUACCUCCACAGGAACGGGCAAGAUGAGCAAGUCCAGCAAUUUGCAGUCUCUAUUUCGGCCAGAACUGCGCUGGCCAGUAGUGGUGAGAGUGAAAACCGUGGCCUUGUUCAGCAUACACCAAAGCGCGACAAGGCAACAGAGACCGUCCCUGGCCGCCAUCUGAUCUCUCCGACACCUCCCCAAACGUUGGCUGCAAGUGGCGUAUAUGCCAGCGCGGGUCAUAUGUACGGAGGCCAUCCGCACAUGACAGCCGGGCUCAUGGGUGGCUAUGGCGGUUUUGAGAACGCCAACGCUAAUGCCAUUCCUACACAGUAUACAUUUGAGAGGAUUCAAUUUCAGAAGGCCACAGCAAACAAUGGGAAGCGUCGGGCUCAGCAACAAUAUUUUCUGCUUGUUGUGGAACUUUCCGCCAAUGUGGCACGCACAGCUGGCGACGAGAAUUGGAUUGUGGUUGCUACCAAAGAGUCCGAUCCAAUGGUGGUGCGUGGUCGGUCCCCUGGCCACUACAAAGACAAUGGGCGGCGAGACAGCCAGACCAGCAUGGACCCGGACCGAGGAACCGGCCACGGUGGAGAUGGCACUUCUGGGUCACUGCCGUCGUCGAACUUCCCACAAUCGAUGGAAUGGAUCAGCAGCCACCGACAAAGCGGACAUUUCGGAGGCUCCACCUAUCGUCAAGCUGGAGUUUCCGACUUCUCCCCCAUGAGCAUGGCAUCGUCAAGUACACUGACCGGUACACCAACAGAGGCUGAGAUGAACUUCUCCGACGCUCAAGCAUCAAAGUCCUGCUGCACAUUGUCGUCCACUCAAUCGCCUCUGACACCUGUAUCGGAGGGCAGUGUGGACGAGGACAUGAUGUUCGGUCUCGGAGGGUAUGACAUGAGCCGAAAGAGGCCGUACGAGGAGGAUGCAGAUGAAGACCACAUGAGAUACCAUUUGGCAGGCCCGUUCAGUGAUAGCACAACCUCGCUGACUGACUUGUCCGCCAUGCCGUACUCAAAACUUCUCUGCGCAUCUUCCUGAGCGAUUCGAAAACUCCAAGACGAUGGAUCCGACAAGUUGGUUUUGUUUUGGGUUUCCUUUGUUGCAAUUUUGGCGAGUACAACAGACGUGGGCAUAGCAUUCG